CGGAAUCAAAAGAAGUACGAAAAAAAUAAUAAAUAAGAAAAGAGAGGCACACGAUAUAGAUAUAAAUAAAAUUGAGAGAAUCUACAGCUGCAUAUUAUGUACAUAAUCAUAUGUUUUUCAAGGUCAACUAUACCUUGUGUAUGUGAGAGCCGCUGAGAGGAUUUUCUCGAGCAUAUAUCCCCAAAAAAUCUACCUACUGAUCGUAAAUAAGAAACGCGAAAAAAUAUUACUUAGUUUAGCUUCUGUGCUCAGUGAGAAGAGAAAAGCAGUUCAUUAACUUGAAUUAAUUCAAGCUGACCUCAUUAAUCAGACCGCAGUAUAUUAAUGACAAUAUUCCACUGAUUACAAACAAAGGAAUUAAUGAUAAGGAACGAUAAGAAAUUUGUGAUAACAAAUUCGCUAUGCGAUUGGAUGACAUAGUUUUAAGGUGAGAUUCGAGCGAGUUAUACAAAAAAAUUUUGUUAACUUAAUGAAAUUAAAUCAGAACAUGAAAAAGUGGUAUCAGAAGAAGAUUGGUUCUUAUGAUAAGCAAAAAUGGGAGAGAACACUGGAGGAACAAAAAAUCAUCGACAGCGCAUUAAGCUUCCCGCUGAGGUCAACAAAACUCAAAACUGACUUCAUUGACAUCGAUCUAGUGCGUGGAUCAACAUUUCCAAAAUUAAAGCCCAAACAGUCACUCAUCCAAGUUCUGUAUUUAUCUGUUUUAAGAUAUUUCUUCCUUCCAUUAUUCUCAAGAUGGUGGGUCAAGGAGACAUCCGCAAAAGUUUUUAUCGUUCUCCUCGUCUUAUACUUCCUUCAAAUGAUUAAUUGGGCAAUUUAUUCGUUGCAUGCCAAAAGAAUUGGCGAGGAUGAUGAAAAUAUAAUUCCAUUAUGUGAAUUGUUAGUUCCAAUGAGCUUAUCGCUUCUUCUUUGCUUCGUUCAUUCACAAAUUGUUGCUACUUCGGUGGUGUCAUCGCGAUCUUCCAAAAGUCGUCAACACAAAAUGAAUUUUAAUGGCAAGAUCAGUAAGAUCGAUAAAAUCAAAAGGAGAAAGAAAGUAUUCAGACCACGACUUUCGAGUAACUCACUCGACAUAAAAACCAUGGAAGGGUAUGAUUCAGAUGAUGAGCAGUCAAUACCUAACAUAAAUUUGGAACUAAAUUCAUCGCUCAAAAAUAAGAAUAUUAUUAUUAAUGAGAGUAAAAGUAAUCCAGAAUCUCCAGUAAUUCGAAGACGUAAUGUAAAUUGGAAUCUUGCAGAUAAUGCCAACCUUGAAAGACCGGCUGAUCAACAGCAAAUAAGAUUAAGAAGGGGCUUUCAAAACCCCCUCGUUGCACGACUUGAUGAUGAUGGAUUUGAAAGUUUAACCGGUAAAAGUUGCUCAAGUGGCGAGGAAAUAAGACAGCAUGUCCAAAAUCAAUCAGAAAGUGAUACAGAAACGCUCAGAAAUACGACACCGAUAAAAAAGCCUAAAAAGGAUGGAACGAAGAACAAAAGUGACACGUCGGAAUCAGAAUUUGAGGAAAAUGAUGAUUUAUCAUCUCCAUCAACAAAUCAGCACUUUGAGACAACGGAUGGUGAAUAUAUAGGUGUGACGUCAAAUAGUGAAAGUGAAUGUGCUGAGGAUGGAAAUUAUUCGGAAACAGACGACGACAAUUUUCCCACAAAUAUUUUAACUCCAAAUGACUCUAGUGAGAAAGUAUCUGUGACUUUAUGGACGAAACGUGAGCCGAGAAAGGCUGAAAUGAGUGUUUUGGAAAUAAGCAAGUCAAUCAUUCAGAGAGUCGAUAAUCUUCCUGAAACUUAUGAUUACGUUUACAUUGGAGGUGCUUUAAGCAUCAUAUUGUCUAUAACACCAAUUUAUUGUAGAUUAUGUGACCUUACAAAUAAUACAAAUUCAACAAAUAACAUUUUUGAUCUUCCACGAGUCAUUCAAGAUGACUCUUUGACAAUAUCCACAUUUGUACAGCUUGCAUUGGGCCAGAGCUUCUGGGAAAUGAGUUUAUAUCUGAUUUCGACAUUUCAACGACUUGUUCUGACCUUUUGCUUCUUUUUCUUGUUGGCUGUUGCUGAGAGGACUUUUAAACAACGAUUUCUAUACGCGAAAUUAUUCUCACAUUUGACUUCCACAAGACGUGCGAGGAAAUCGUUAAUUCCACAUUUUAGACUCAAUAAAGUUCGAAAUAUUAAGGCAUGGCUGAGUGUCCGAUCAUAUUUAAAGCGACUAGGUCCACAAAGGAGUGUGGAUAUCAUCGUAUCGGCAGCAUUCAUCACAACACUCAUUUUAUUGGCAUUUUUGAGCCUCGAAUUUUUAAAAGAUUCUGAGCAUAUUCAUUCACAAAUUAAUUUAGAGGCACUAGUGUUCUCAUCAUGCUGUGGGAUCUUCAUGUUGAGAUUUUUCACACUUGGUGCCAAGAUCAAUAAAAAGUAUCGAUCAAUUUCCGUUCUGAUUACAGAACAAAUAAAUUUAUAUGUACAAAUAGAGAAGAAGCCACAGAAGAAGGAGGAAUUAGGCGUUAGUAAUAGCGUAUUAAAGUUAGCCAGUGAUUUACUUAAGGAAUUAGACUCACCAUUCAAAAUAUCUGGCUUAAGUGCCAAUUCAUAUCUUUACAAUACAGUUAAAGUCGUAGUUUUGUCAGCUCUAUCUGGAGUCUUAUCAGAAAUGCUUGGCUUCAAAUUAAAACUGCAUAAAAUCAAAAUCAAGUAAAUUUGCUUUCUACAGCUAUGCAUAAAGGAACUCAUUCAUCACAC
Molecule: messenger RNA, 2730 nt
Organism: Chironomus riparius
Lineage: Eukaryota; Metazoa; Arthropoda; Insecta; Diptera; Chironomidae
Source: the annotation of a GenBank genome assembly